GUGAAGUUAAAUAGCUCCACCAGCGUUCAGUAGCUGGGCGCCUGGGCUAGCUACUAAUAAUACCACAAUUAAAGAAAACUCUAAAAGGAAAAAGAAUGACUGAAAAGGAAGAGUGUAUAGAGAUGAAGAAGAAGAUGAGCCCAAGAGUUGUGAUUGACACCUCCCCGCCAUUCGAGUCUGUCAAGGAAGCGGUGGACCGUUUUGGCGGGAGUGGCCCUUGGUUUCCCCAUCACCUCCUCCGAAUGCCUCUUCCUGAGGAAAAUCCGGGCGCGUUAGAACUAAACAAAAUGGAAGAGGGAACGAAUGAUUUCGAACGGGGUUUGAUCAUGAAGGAGCAAGAAGCACUUAAUGUGUUGAAAGAAGUGGAAGCAGCAAAACGAUAUGUAGAAGGAUUAAAAUUAAAUCUGAUGGAAGAUGAAGUUUCUGCUUCUUCCUCUUCUUCUUCUAUGUCAUCAAGCCCGGGUUUUAGCCCAUCAGAAAGAUUGGCUGCUUUUACGCCCAUUCCUUCCCCGGGCAAUGUUCUGAUGGAGUUGAACCAAGCAAAGGAGGACCUCAAUAAGAUGUCGAUGGACCUUUCUGUCAUCCGCACUUCUGUCCAGUCUCUCAACAAGGAAGUUAAGAAUGAAAGGAGGCUUCUUAGUGAGAACGGUGGAAGGGAAUGUCUCGAGAGGGGUGUUGAGGAAAGUAUGAAUGAGAUUGAUGAUGAAGAGGACUGGGGGGUGAACUUUGAGUCUGAACAGUGUAAGAAAAUGGCAGAUGCAUCAAGCUAUCAGGUCAUGAAGGCAACGCUAGAUAUCGAACGAAUGAAGGAAAGCAUGAAGAUGGCUGAGCUGA
Cuscuta epithymum is the source of this 834-nucleotide messenger RNA. NCBI's taxonomy places the organism in Eukaryota, Viridiplantae, Streptophyta, Magnoliopsida, Solanales, Convolvulaceae. The record is from the annotation of a GenBank genome assembly.